CCUCACACCGUUCUCUUUUUUGACGCUUGCGGUCUCUUGCUGAUGACGUUUUAUUUAGGGGACGACAGUUAGCUAGAAUCGAUAGCUAGCUACAACGUUUCAAAAUGUAUAUAUUCAUGUUUUACGCAUUGUAGCUUUGGUUUAAAGUCCCAAUCCCGCGUAGACUUCAAGUAUUGUUUCGAUCAUUUGCAGUGAAAUGUUGGUGACGUUAACUAAUUUAAUUAAUCGAAUCAUUUACUGAGAUAGCUUGUAGGAAAUGAUUAGCUAGCGAGCUUGUUUUGUUGCUAGCAAGAGUAAUGGGAGCAACAAUGGGAAAAGGGGACACCUAGCCAGUUGCACAACAAUGUAUUCAACCGAUAUGUGUCUUCAGCAUAAUUUGGUAGUAAUGUAACUAGUUAGUGAUCCAGUAUCUACUAGCUAUGUUGACAUUGUUUUUUGAGUUGCCAAGAUAGCUGUAGUUUUAGGGUAAUUAGCUAAUAUGAUUGUUCUUAGUAAAAUUCAUAUCACUCAGUGUGUUUCUCUGGUUGACGCUCCAAGCGAGAGCGGCUUCGAGAUGUUGUGGUCAUAUCAAUUAUCAGAGAGGAAUAAAUUAAACAAUAACUUACACUAGAAAAUCUUUGACAAUACCCAGUUUUGGUGUUUUUUAAUAGACUAGCUACAUACAAUCCCAUAGAGCUCUAACCUGUGGUUGGUGUCUAAAGUCACCGAGACAACCAGGUAGAGCUGUGCCAAAAUGGAUGUCCAGUUGUCCAUCAGCUUCCUGAGGGACAGACUGGGCGGGGCCAUUGACGAGGCAGUGCGUACAGCAGUGGAGUCUGUGCUGUGUGAGACUGUGCGUCUGUUAACCGGGCUCCAAGGGGACCAGCAGCAUGGACUUUCCUCAGUGACCCAGAGGGACCAGGACACCCUGGGACUGAAGCAGAGGUUUGAGGCCCCCGGCGGGGGUGACUGGAGGGUGCAGGCUGGGUCUUCAGGGGCGUUCUGUAACACAGGACCGAGGGUUAGUGGUGGGCGCUGCAACACUAAGAAUCCAAUGGGUCAAACCACUUGCUCAACCUCCCAAGCAUCACAAAGGACCACCGUGGAGCCCCAUCUCCAGGAGGUGGUGGAGGACUGUGCUGGAUUGCCUGACCCGUUUGACCUUGUGUCGGCUGGGCCAGUGAUGGUGGACUAUGAGGAGGGUCAGGGCAUGGGGAUCCCAGAGGAGUGGGAACUGAUGAACAGAGUGUACAAGACGGAGCACAAUGAAGACAUGGCCCUUAUUGAUGUGGGCGGUACCACUCAAUUUGCAGAUGACCACAGGCUGCAUGAAGGAGACCAGAGGACUGUGGCUGUGCCCCUGGAGGGAGAGAUGGCUGCCAAGCCCCAGGACGCAUUGCACCCCUGCUUCAGCCCAGCCAACAUCAAAACAGAGCGACCUGAGAUAGAGAGAUGCUGCAUGGCUGAGGAGGCCCUUGCUCUGCCUCUGGCUCAUCCUGCCAAUAGUGGUGUGGAGGCCGGUGAGUUUGGGCAGGAGCAGGUGGAGGCUGGUCCACAGGACUUUGUAGGUCGCCUGCGCCUGUGGCUGGAGCAGCUGUGUCCUGAGGUGGUCCGGGAGUACGAGAGGGAGGGCUGUCUGUGUGAGCUGUCCCGCAGGAAGCUUAUCAAGUUCUCUGUGUCCUUCAUCGUGGAGGAGUUUGGAUUCUACCCUACCUCUGCUCAGAAGACCAUGCUGGCAGAGCACAUAGUGGAGCUCUUCCCAGGACUCAGGCUCUGUGCACCCUCUGCUGGCAUCAACGGCAUAGAACACUUGUACGACCCUUUGUCCCGUACGGGUUACAUUGAGACGCGCCUGCGCAACUCUCGACGCACCCUUGAAGACCACAAGAAGAAGUAUGUGCUGAAGAGGCGUCGGCCAGAGCCAGGCUUGGCGGACCCUCCUGUACCUAGAUUGGGGUCUGGGCUCCUGGAGAGACAGUCCAGUGAGGAGACCCAGAGGUGGAUGGAGCUGAUGAAGAGAACCAGGCCCCUGACCAGGAACCUGCCUGCCAUCCACAGUGCUAUGGACCUCACAUUCAACGCACGCAGGAGGUGGAUCAGCAACACACGGCCUAGUAUGAGGGCUGUGUUGGCCGAGUACCCACGUUUUCUUGACGUUCCCACCACGAUUGACCUGGAGUUUGAGAGGAUGUUCCCAGGCAAAGGCCACUCCUUCCUGGCCCAGUGGUCGUCGUUCGUGUUGCCCAGGCUGUACCAGAUUGCAGAGUGUGAAAAACACCCGGACAUCUCUGCACUUCUCCAACUGGCUGCCACACAGCAAGGAGACUCCUACACCAUGACUAUGCUGAAAGUCCUGAUCUAUGUACUACCACCAACAAACACCAGUAGAGCCUCCUUACCCUCCAGGAGCAGUGUCAGGCAGGCCAUUCGGUAUCUGGUGGACAUUGUACCGAUAGACACCAUGGUGUCCUCCUUAUUCUGUGACCUUACCUCCUUGGAGGGCCCAGAGUCAGUGUCCCACGCUCAGCCCUACAUAUUGAGCGUGGGGCCCCUGGAGGCCCCUGGCCGGCAGCUUUGCAUCGUGUUCCCUGUUGAUAGGAUUGCAAUCCCCCUGCCUCAGGAGGGCCUGAGCAAUGCACUGGACAAGCUUUUCAAGCUUCUGCGUGUGUUUGAACUGGGGUACCCAGAUCAGCUAUCCUCCCUGUAUGGCUUCCUUGAGCACCUGUAUGGGCUGGAGAUGACCCCACAAGAUAACCAUGACUCCCCCAGUGGCAAGGGGUCAAAAGUGCUUGAACUUUUAUCACGGCUCCACAUGCCCUCCUGACAGAAGGCAUAGGUCUAUACAAGAAUUGAACUCGUCUCAGACUUACCUUUUAUUUUUUAAAUAUUUUAUUAUAGCCGUCCUUUACAGAACACCUCCUUUACUAUGUUCUGGAUUUGCCCCAAAAUUAAAGUAUGUCAGACUGAACUGAGCAAUGCUGAUGGAUACUGGUGUUAUACCUUCAUUAUACAGUACCAGUCAAAGGUUUGGACACACCUACUCACUCAAGGGUUUUUCUUUAUUUUUAAUAUGUUCUACAUUGUAGAAUAAUAGUGAAUACAUCAAAACUAUGAAAUAACACAUAUGGCAUCAUGUAGUAACCAAAAAAGUGUAAAACAAAUAAAAAUAUAUUUUAGAUUCUUCAAGGUUGCUACCCUUUGCCUUGACAGCUUUGCACACUCUUGGCAUUCUCUCAACCAGCUUCAUGAGGUAGCCACCUGGAAUGCAUUUCAAUUAACAUGUGUGCCUUGUUAAUUGGUGGAAUUUCUUUCCUUAAUGCUUUUGAGACAUUUCUUUCCUUAAUGUAUUUGAGCCAAUCAGUUGGGUUGUAGGGGUGGUAUACAGAAGAUGUACCUACUUGGUAAAAUACCAAGUCCUUAUUAUGGUCCAUCAUUACUUUAAGAAAUGAAGGUAGGUCAAUCUGGAAAAUUUCGAAAACUUUUAAAAUGACUUCAAGUGCAGUCCAUUAAGCGCUAUGAUGAAACUGGCUCUCAUGAGGACCGCCACAGGAAAGGAAGACCCAGAGUUACCUCUGCUGCAGAGGAUAAGUUCAUUAGAGUUACCAGCUUCAGAAAUUGCAGCCCAAAUAAAUGCUUCAGAGUUCAAGUAAACAGACACAUCUCAACAUCAACUGUUCAGGGGAGACUGUGUGAAUCAGGCCUUCAUGGUCAAAUUGUUGCAAAGAAACCAGUACUAAAGGACACCAAUAAGGAGAAGAGACUUGCUUGGGCCAAGAAACACGAGCAAAGGACAUUAGACCGGUGGAAUUCUGAGUCCGAAGUUGAGAUUUUCGUUCCAACCGCCGUGUCUUUGUGAGACGCAGAGUAGGUGAAAGGAUGAUCUCUGCAUGUGUGGUUCCCACUGUGAAACAUGGAGGUGGUGUGGGGGUGCUUUGCUGGUGACACUGUCUGUGAUUUAUUUAGAAUUCAAGGCACACUUAACCAGCAUGGCUACCACAGCAUUCUGCAGCGAUACGCCAUCCCAUCUGGUUUGCGCUUUGUGGGACAUCAUUUGUUUUUCAACAGGCACAACACACCUCCAGUGUUAUUUGACCAAGAAGGGGAGAGAUGUAGUGCUGCAUCAGAUGAACUGGCCUCCACAAUCACCCGACUUCAAUCCAAUUGAGAUGGUUUGGGAUGAAUUUGACCACAGAGUGAAGGAAAAGCAGCCAACAAGUGCUCAGCAUAUUUGGGAACUCCUUCAAGACUGUUAGAAAAGCUUUCCUCAUGAAGCUGGUUGAGAGAAUGCCAAGAGUGUGCAAAGGGUGGCUACUUUGAAGAAUGUCAAAUAAACAAAUCAAAAAUUUGUUAAAAUCUUGGUUUUUCUUGGUUACUACAUGAUUCCAUAUGUGUUAUUUCAUAGUUUUGAAGUCUUCACCAUUAUUCUACAAUGUAGAAAAUAGUAAAAAGAAAGUCAACCCCUUGAGUGAGUAGGUGUUUCCAAACAUUUGACUGGUACUGUAUAUUCACUGAGCUUCUCAUUGACAAUGCAAAUACUUGCAUAAAACUAACAUCUUGUAUGAAUUUUCUGUGGGGGGAAAUGAUACUGUAUGUUGUACUUUAGGAUACCUUUUCAGUUUUUGCUCAAUUGCUUUAGAAUUUAACUUGCUCAUGAUACUGUUGUGGUUUUUAAUUAAAAAAAAGAAUUGAAUAUGUGAAAAACUGGUGA
Oncorhynchus kisutch (coho salmon) is the source of this 4687-nucleotide messenger RNA. RefSeq lists its product as uncharacterized. The record is from RefSeq and is a predicted model, not a curated record. The coding region runs from base 734 to 2803 and encodes 689 amino acids. NCBI's taxonomy places the organism in Eukaryota, Metazoa, Chordata, Actinopteri, Salmoniformes, Salmonidae. The transcript has 8 exons.